AUGCACUCAUCAGUCCAACCCCAUGCAUGGGUUGCUCUAAAGCUUCCAUCUGGGAACCUUCGAGUGCUUGAAGUCACACCUAAUACGACCAUCUCCUUAGGGAAGUAUGGGUUAUUCCCAAGCAACCUCAUAAUUCACCGGCCCUAUCACCUGACCUAUGAAUUGCAAGACAAGCAAUCAGGAGAAAGUUUUAAUCGCUUGCGCAUCGUGCCAGCUUCUGAGCUGUAUAAUGAUAUACUAUCUUCUGAUGCAUCAGCUAGCUCCCUAGAAGGAGAAACUCCCACAACAAACGAAGGUGAUGAUGCCGAGAGCGCUAUACCGACAGGAAUCGAGUAUUCGCUCGUCGAUCCCGAAUCUGGUGCUGUUGUUGCUCGAACCGAUCGUGUAGAAAUCGAUGCCUCAGCUCGUCAGACCCUGACAGCAGAGGAGAUAGAAGCCUUGAAGAAAGACGGCACAGAUGCAGGAAGAGAUAUAAUAGCCAAGUUAUUACUAUCACAUACGGCGAUCGACCAGAAGACGGAGUAUUCUUUGGCCAAAUACAAAUUGCUCAAGACGAAAAAGUAUAUUCGAAGAUUCUCCGUUCUCCCCAUGGAUGUGCCAAUGCUCGCCCACUGGCAAUUGGAAGUAAAGGACCCGAGUAAGAUACUAGAUAUGAGAGAUGAGAUGAUAGCACUAUUAGGAUGUUGGGCCAAUGUGCAUUUUGGUGGGGAGGAUCAAUGCGAGAAUAGUGGUACCGAAGAAGUUGACAAUCAUGAGAAAAAGAGUUUCGAGUCCACACCCGGUCGAUGGCUUGUCGUGGAUGACACUGGUGGUCUUCUAGUGGCGGCUAUGGCAGAGAGAAUGGGUAUUCUCUACCCGCCUGAAAAUGGGGCCUCGGAAAACCAAAAGGAGUAUUCACAUAACCAAAAAGUUAUGUCAAACAUGGGAGAUGCUCUCUCUAAAACAAGCACCGAACAUGGCAACUCAACUAUGGAAACAGUACCACAAGGUCACGAUUCUGCAGAGCCAAAACCCCCCGAGAGUACAAAAGUUUCGCAUGGAGACGGGAAAUCGCGAUGUAAUGAUGCAAAGGUACCAUAUGCGAAUUCUAAUACCCUCACUGUCAUACAUGCCAACCAACAGCCGAACCUAACCUUUCUACGGGAUUAUGGCUUUGAUGUUACAAAUCCUGCUCAACCAGCAGACCACCCAUUAGCCUCUCACUUAAUGACCAUAUCAUGGUUACAACUCGUCAAGCCGGAUUUGGACUUCACUUACGCUUCGGAAAUGCCUAACGUUUCGUCUGAGGUGCUCCGCUCGUGGAAACCCAACCGUCGGGGUACAUACCACCGCAAGCGCCGCCGUUGGGCUAAGAUUCGGCAUGUUGUCGACACUACGCGGAAAGGCGAAUUCUCUGGGUUGGUAAUUGCUAGCACGAUGGACCCUAUCUCUAUCAUGCGUUACGCAGUGCCGCUCCUUGCCGGUGGUGCGCCCAUAGCUAUCUACUCGCAGUCUAUCGAACCUCUGACAGCGCUAGCAGAUUGUUAUAGCAUAGCACGCCGCGCAGCUUGGGCAUCAAAUCCGCCAGAAGAGGCGGUGGGCAAAACCCUUCUGGAGCUGGAGCAGUGGCCCGGUAACGAGGAGUUCCCGUUAAAUCCGGCCCUCAUAUUAGGAGCUGCGCUACAGACAAGCCGUGUCAGGAAAUGGCAGGUUCUUCCUGGACGGACACAUCCUCUAAUGACAAGUAAGGGCGGGGCGGAAGGGUAUAUAUUCACGGCUUGGAGAGUUAGGCCUGCGGAAGGCAAGAUAGAAGCUAGAGGGAAAGCUCGCACUAAGAAGAGGAAGCUCGAAGUGUCGAGACAAGAAUAG
Daldinia decipiens is the source of this 1848-nucleotide messenger RNA. Its product is annotated as Gcd10p family-domain-containing protein. The record is from RefSeq and is a predicted model, not a curated record. Lineage: Eukaryota; Fungi; Ascomycota; Sordariomycetes; Xylariales; Hypoxylaceae. The transcript has 2 exons. Bases 1 to 1848 code for a protein of 615 amino acids. Gene Ontology annotation, cellular component: tRNA (m1A) methyltransferase complex; nucleus. Gene Ontology annotation, biological process: tRNA methylation.